Messenger RNA from Panonychus citri (citrus red mite), 1427 nucleotides. Its product is annotated as protein farnesyltransferase subunit beta-like. The record is from RefSeq and is a predicted model, not a curated record. Gene Ontology annotation, cellular component: protein farnesyltransferase complex. The coding region runs from base 123 to 1385 and encodes 420 amino acids. Gene Ontology annotation, molecular function: protein farnesyltransferase activity. The transcript has 4 exons. Lineage: Eukaryota; Metazoa; Arthropoda; Arachnida; Trombidiformes; Tetranychidae. Gene Ontology annotation, biological process: protein farnesylation.
UUUGUUUGGUUAACAAAAUUGUCUCGCUUUUGGUUUAUUCAUCUUUCAUCAUUUUCUUGCCAUUUUAUUUAAUUGUAAAUACGUUUAAUUAAAUCUAAUUAAUUCUAUUCUAAUUCUAAAUUAUGUCUUCUGUUAAUAACUGUGAUCAAUGGAAGAGUAAUGUUGAUUCGUUGAGAUUUUGUCAAGCCGAUUUUCCUCUUUUUCAUAAUUCGUAUGGUUUCCCGACUAAAACAAGUAUUGAGGAGGAGAAGGUACAAAUUAAAAUAUUGAAAAGUUAUCGACUAGCGAGAUCUAAAUAUGCUGCGAAAAUUGAUUCUCUUGAACUCAAUCGAUCUUUACACUUAAGAUGGCUUAUUGAAGGUCUCUUUAAUCCUGAUGUUGGCUAUCAAUCUUUAGAUGCUGCCCAACCCUGGAUGGUUUAUUGGAUUGUACAUUCGAUCUCAUUGUUAGGCGAUGAAUCAUUAUUAGAUGAAUCUCGCAAUGAUAUAGUUACCUUUCUAAAUAGAUGUUGCCGACUUGAUGGAGGAUACGGAGGUGGACCAGAUCAAAUUCCUCAUUUAGCAACAACUUACGGAGCAAUAAGCGCUUUACUAACUCUAUCUCAUGAAGAUGCUUUGGCUUCUAUUGAUAGAUUAGCUUUGUAUAAAUAUCUGAUGAAAAUGCGUCAACCCGAUGGAUCAUUUGUCAUGCAUGAAGAUGGUGAAAGUGAUGUCAGGGGAAUUUAUUGUGCUGCUGCUGUAGCUUACAUGACGGGUAUUAAUACUAAUGAACUUUUUGAAGGUUCAGCAGAAUGGCUGUUAAAAUGUCAAACAUAUGAAGGUGGAUUCGGUGCCAUGCCAGAUGAGGAAGCCCAUGGGGGUUACUCUUUUUGUGCUCUUGCAGCUUUAACCCUUUUCGGUCAAGCUCAUAGAUGUGACCUUAAAUCUUUACUAAGAUGGACUGUGAUGAAACAGAAACCGAUUGAAGGUGGAUUCUGUGGUCGAACCAAUAAAUUAGUCGAUGGUUGUUACUCUUUCUGGCAAGCGGGAGCAAUUGCAAUCAUUGAAUCACAUUUAUCGAAACAAAAUCCUCAUCUAUUAAAUUUUAGAAAAUGGACUUUUAAUCAACAAGCAUUACAAGAAUAUCUUUUGGUCUGUUGUCAAGCCAAUCGAGGAGGUCUAAUUGAUAAACCAGGUCGAAUUCCCGAUUUUUAUCAUACCUGUUAUGAUUUAUCUGGACUUUCGGUUUCCCAAUUUGCGUUUGGAGCUGAUAUGGUUGUUGGUUCUCAAUCCAAUAAAUUGAUUCCUGUUCAUCCUGUUUAUAAUCUCACCAUGAAAUCAAUAACUUUUGCCAAUGAAUAUUUCAAAGAUUAUCCUUUUUCGUUACCAACCGAUGUACAAAAUUGAGAUAAUUUGUCAUUAAAACAAUUAGUAUUGUUGUAAAAUGUA